AUGAUCGCGUCGCUCAUCUCGAAGCGGAGACCAAUGGCAGAGAGUGUGCUCCGUCACAAAGUUCUUGCUGUAUGCACAGAUGCUUCGCACUGGUUCGUAGAGGAUGAAGGUGUCACUGAUGAGGGCACGUUGACAGCUGCUGAGCCGACUCCGAAACCUGAUGAGGGCACGAAUACUGCGGCUGAGCCAACUCCGAGACCUGACGAGGGCACGAAUACAGCAGCUGAGCCAACUCCGAGACCUGACGAGGGCACGAAUACAGCAGCUGAGCCAACUCCAAAACCAGAUGAGGGCACGUUGACAGCCGCUGAGCCCACUCCAAAACCUGAUGAAGGCACGAAUACAGCAGCUGAGCCAACUCCAAAACCAGACGAGGGCACGCUUACAGCCGCUGAGCCCACUCCGAAACCUGACGAGGGCACGAAUACAGCAGCUGAGCCAACUCCGAGACCUGACGAGGGCACGAAUACAGCAGCUGAGCCAACUCCAAAACCAGACGAAGGCACUUUGACAGCUGCUGAGCCGACUCCGAAACCUGACGAGGGCACGAAUACAGCAGCUGAGCCGACUCCAAGGCCUGAUGAGGGUACUCUGACAGCUGCUGAGCCGACUCCGAAGCCUGAUGAGGGUACAUUGACAGCUGCUGAGCCAACGCCAAAACCUGACGAGGGCACGCGUACGGCCGGUGAGCCGACUCCGAAACCUGACGAAGGCACAACGACAGCUCAUGAGCCGACUCCGAGAACCGAUUGUCUUGCCGCUAUGCUAUCUAAAGUGACAGCUAAGAUUGCUGGAGCUUGUACCUCAUCAGUGAUGAAGAAAAUCACGAACCAAACCGUUUCGACGUAUGAACCGAGUACGUCAUUUGAAGUGUCGUCUUAG
Messenger RNA from Ostertagia ostertagi, 882 nucleotides. NCBI's taxonomy places the organism in Eukaryota, Metazoa, Nematoda, Chromadorea, Rhabditida, Trichostrongylidae. The record is from the annotation of a GenBank genome assembly.